GAGUGUCACGGCAGUUAUUGACAAGCAACUGCGUCGUUUUAUGAUUACCGUCUUGUCCGCACUGUCCAAGUCCCAAUUCACGUUUCCGUGUCCGUUCCAGUCCAUCGAAGCCCCAGCUCCACGCGCCGAGUUGGAGCUGGAGUCGGAUCGCAUAUUCUCGCUCGCUACGCCGGCUGCUUGCUUCCAUGGAGCAGGUUCGCACGGCAAGACGUUCAGCUAGCCAUGGUUCUCUCAAUCGAAGUUACGCGGUCGAUGUUUGCUAUCGACCCCGAGUUGGCCCCUCGCGUACCUUCUCGCGGCCCCUACGCAGCGUGAACGAAAAUGCGUCUCUCCUGGCGUCACCAGGGCCACUCGAGAGCAUGCUCAAGACUACCACCGAGACGGGAGAUAUUGGCUUGUUCUCCAUCAAGCCGGUCCGUCCACCCGCCACUUUCCACGGCCCCCAUCGCGCCCGGCCCAUCUGGAGCGACACAAGCCUUGGUGGAGCAACUGUCAGUGACGGUUUCGACACCUUUAGCCUCAGGGAUGACAGGAGGAGACUCCCAUCCUACCGAGACACUGCCUCGGAAAUCAUAUCCAUGUAUGCUUCCGAUAGCCAGAGGUCCGUCUCGAGUUCUCUUUCGCCGCCUUUCGAUGAGCUGGGCCAACGCUCCUACUCCAUGACAACUUGCAGCUCGAGGCUGCUUCCGCACCAAAAGUCUUCCGGGACCAUGGAAAGCCAGUCAAGCGGAGGCUUGUUGCAGCGACCUCGCUCACCUUUCCCCUACCCCACCAGGCUUAAGCGCCCAGGCGUGCGGCCUUCCUCGCCAGCCGUCACCGAGAAUGGAGGCGUUGAUUAUAGCAGGAUGGUAGAGAUUGACCGGAUAUCCCGUCGGACAGUUCAUGGAUCAUAUAAACCCACAUAUCCACAGCGCGGACGCCGGCCGGCACCAGGGUUAGCACGUCUCGGACACAACAGAUCCGGCUUGUCGUCUUCCAACUGCGAUGCCGUGUAUGGAUCUCAGUACCCUCACAGUUUUCCGGCGAGUGCCCCUGCAGCAUGGGGUGGUAGGUUUCGCAGCCGGCUUGACAGUGGCACAUCGGAGCAUAGUCUAAGGACCGCUAGUCUGACAUCCAUUGUCGACAUGUAUCAACCUACGUCUUGUGCCCCCCGAGCACCUAGAAAUUAUCCCCGGCCUCAACCAAGCGGCAGUUUUUACUAUGACUACUCUGAGGACUUUGACAGUAUUUCCGAGAGCCCUCCGGUUCUGGUCGGCCCUUUAGCCCCUGUCCCAACUCGGGCUGCGAGUAUGCGUCGACCAAGGGUCUUGGAAGAUGGCUGCGAUGUACGGUUUCACGGCCCGACUGCCCACCGUUUUCCAGUUCUCCAUGAAAUAUCUACCACUGGAGAGCAAUGCUGUCAUCUCCCGAACUCAGAGGAUAAAGGUGAUUUGGAGGAACUGUUCUGUGGCUCUUGUUCACGUUACGACGGGCCCGGACAACCAUUUUUGGGAUCUACCACUCAACUAGGAAGCUUAGAACUGCCAGACUACGAGGCCAACGAGGCAGUGGUCAUUGCACAGCAUCCAUCACUACAACAAGACAGGGCUCCGGAAUCAUGCGCUGGCGGCCGGGUUGGUAGUGAUUCCCCAACCACCUCAACAGAUGAGAAGGCGGGAGCUGAUAGUUCCUCUUGCCACGAGGUGGAGACCAAGGUUUUAGGGAAAACAGUUGUUCGUAUUGAACAGACUGUUGUCCUCAGGGGCGAAGAAACUGAGGCUUCAACUCCGACUGAUUCUCCGAAUCUGGUCGAUUACGAGACCUACAGAAACAAUGCCCGAAAAUUAGCAGCAUCAUCUCCCGGGGUGUCUUCGCAAACUGUCGAUAUCUAUCGGUCCUUACCGCUUUCAUGGGCAAAAAAGGAGUCCGUCUCGUCAACUUCCAGUGGCCAUCGGCGCCGGAGCAAGUAUUACUCAAUCGAGCCCGGUCUGUCUGAUCUUGCUUCUCUUGUUCAGCACCUCGAAAGAGCUGCAAACACGACCUCUCAGGAUGACUCUGCCACGCCACACUCGCCGGUGAAUUCCCCAAUGCAAGCAUCGCCGGACGCCUCCAGCGACGAUCCAGCCCGAGAAGAAAGCUUCCAAGGCCCACAGAUCAAAGACGGCACUGAAGACAAUGAUGACAAUUUAGCUCCGGCCAUGAGCCGACCGCAGACGCCUAUUCUAGCGCCCCAUCCCAUCUCACCAGUUAGAGAACUGCGGCUGCAGAAUAGUGUCCCUCAACUCAUGAAAGCAUUGCCCCCUUUGCCGGGCAGCUCGACCAGGAGUGAAUCUUAUAUUCUCAGAAUGCCAUUUGAUAGGCUUGACCUUCCAGCUCGAUUUUCGCCGUUGGACUUGUCGAAGAUCUGGACGCCACAGUCCAUGCUAACCGAGCCUUCGGUAACGAAUAGAGCCAGAGACGACCGAAAUCGUGUAUAUCGAAAACCGGACGUCAAUGAGGGCGAUGUAAAAGCGGAUUCAGAGAGUAACACGGAGAAGCGGAUACCAACCCCCGGAGCACCCUCUCCCACCGCUUCCAACUCUUCGUCUGGCCAAGAUACCAGCCAGCCUGAUCGAGACGAGGCCAGUUCCCAAACAGCAAUAAGCGAUGGCGGCGAAGACCACAAAGCCACCAAGCCUAGGAACGGGAAGUUGAAAUUAAAAGUUUCAAGAGGCGCUCUGGCAAAGAGCCAAAUGGAGGCGGGCGGCAUCAGAAGAACAACAAUCCCAGAGCAGAUCGGAGGCUGGCGAGAAGCAUCCGCGGGGCCCCGGCGACUAGUUACUCGGGGUGACUGCAGCACAUCUUCUAUGAUUAAGUUGAGCGAAAAUGUAUCUAUAUGUCACAUGGAAGAUUUCGAAACGUGCGAGCAUGAGAAUGCGUUCAUCGGCAGCUCCGCUCCGUCCCCUCCGGCGGCAGCGCUAUCUUUUUGUGAGACAGGGGGUCAUCUCGACGACUAUAUAGUCGCUGCACAAGAGUCUGUUGUCCUUGUUAAUCAGGUCUCCCCGGUUGAAGUACGGAGUUCUUUUUCAGAUGAGAGCGCAGCAAGCGGGAGACCCCCCAGAGGACUGCGAAAACGCCUCUCUGACCUGCGGGUUCGCCUCGCCGAAUCCCGUCUGCGGAUUGCAGAAGAGCCGAUGCCCGAGACUGUGACGAGCAAAGAGAUGGAACAUGUUGGCAUCGGCUUUGCUGUCCUACCGACUGCCAGUCUUGUGGAUGGCAACAAAAUUCAACUGCCUUCCAGGAUCCCUGCUCGACUGGACGACGGUCUGCCCCUCCACCAUCGAGGCUUCAGGGGCCGCAUGUCCAAGUGGAUGAAAACGGCCAGACAAGCUAUUAUGGCUGCUUGUACUGGCUUAAGAAAGCGCGGGUGAGUGUCAAGAGUCUUUGGCACUGGGAUGUGGAAUCCUGGCGUCGGCUUGCAUAAUGCUAUGUUGGCUAUGCGAGCCUCGUGUCUUGC
This is a messenger RNA of Lasiosphaeria miniovina, 3475 nucleotides long. RefSeq lists its product as uncharacterized. The transcript is spliced from 3 exons. The coding region runs from base 186 to 3389 and encodes 1067 amino acids. Lineage: Eukaryota; Fungi; Ascomycota; Sordariomycetes; Sordariales; Lasiosphaeriaceae. The record is from RefSeq and is a predicted model, not a curated record.